GGUGUAGCAAAAAAAAAAAAAAAAAAAAAAGGUGGAAGGGGAGUGCAAUUAAGGACUCAGAGAUCUGAGUUCUUGGAACCAAGAUUGCAGCCUUGGGUCCUUAAAGGACUGCAGUUAGAAAAACUCAAGGACAGAGAAUGGUGGGCACAGAGGGGGCACCACUGGGGAGUUUGGAACAGGGGAACCUGAGUCAUCAGAAAUGGAAACGCCAAGCUAAAAGGGGCCAACUGCUUGGACAAGGAAGUCCCUGGCCCAGAGGUCAGAGAAGGCUCUGAGCCCUGGGGUCGGAAGGAAGCACAGCCCAGUGUUCCAGGGUCCAAGAUAAAAGGGCCUCAAGGGGAAGGCCGACAGGCUAAAUCCAGGUGUGCCCAAGACCCAAGGAAAGGGCCCCUUCUCCAGGAAAGAACGUGAUGAGUGUUUAUGCAACAGCUAUUUCCCGGGUACCUGCCUACCCUGCACAGGCCCGUCUGCUGGAUGCUGGCCAUGGCCCAGUCCUCGCCCUCAAUAUGCAGUGAGUGAAAGAGCGUUAAAGGGCUGACUGCGCAGAGCCAGGUAAGCGCUAUGACAGAGGACACGACCGCGGGGGGAGCCUAGAGGGCAGCGACUAGGGAGCUUCACGGAGGAGACCUCUUGAGAGGGAAGCUGGCUGGACCUAGAAGGGUUGGUAGAGGCCAGGCCAAAGCAGGGCUGUGCAUAGGCCUGGAGGCCCAGAGAGCAGAGAGGGCGCAGCCGCUGACCUCACAAUACCCAGGGCCCCUGGGCCGGCCCUGCACCUGCAAACUCUGCUGCCCUCCUCCCGCCCGGGCAAGGCCGGGGGCCCUGGGCAGCCUCCAGGUGCAGCGGCCUCCCACGGGCUGCUCCCUUCCCGCUGCCCUGGGGCAUGUCUCUACUCACCAAUUAUGAGGGGCUUCGGCAUCAGAUCGAGAGGCUGGUGAGGGAAAAUGAGGAACUGAAGAAGCUGGUGCGGCUCAUUCGGGAGAAUCACGAGCUCAAGUCGGCAAUCAAGACGCAGGCGGGCGGCCUGGCCAUCAGCGGCUUCAGCAGCGGGCUUGGCGAGGUGGCAGCCGGCCCUCCUCCACACCAGGGUAACUGUGUCUUCCUGCCCCCGGCCCCGGCGGCAGCAAACGAACCUGUCCUGGAAGAAGUGGGGAUUGUGGCGCUGGCACCCCUGGCCGACAUGCUCAGCAGCCCGCAGCCCAGCCCCGUGGCAGCCCCCAUCGUGAGCCCCCUGACAGGCCCUCUCAACGUGCUGCUGCCCUGCCCAGGGCCCGUCUCACAGAGCAGCCCACUCACCAACCUCCUGACUGGCCCCCUGAGCAGCCACCUGGCCAGCCCCGUGGCAGUGUCCCCGGCAGGCACACUGGCCAGCUCCCUGGGCCUGCCCUCCACCGGCCCCCUGACUCCCAGCAGCCCCCUGGCGGCCCCAGCUGUGUCUCUGAGCAGCCCCCUGCUGACCUCCACGGCUGCCCCUCCAGGUGUCUCUCAGAACCUUCUGGCCAACCCCAUGAGCAAUCUGGUGCUGUCGGAGCCCCCCAGGGUGCGGCUGGCAGAACCGCUCCAAGGAUGCCCCUCUGGACCCCAUCCCUCAGCUGCCGGGGGACCUGCUGCCACCAGCAAAGUCCCACAGUCCACUGAGCAACCCCAGCCAGCCCAGGAGCAGGAGCCCCUCAGCAUGACGUUUGUGGGCACACCCAUCCAGACCUCCACCCCUGUUGGUGCCCUGGGCACACCCGGCCCCGUGACAGCCUUCUCCUACGGCACCUCAGACGCCCGGACACAGCCUGGUGGCCCCCAGGGACCAGCGGUUCCUGCCUCUGUCCCCGCCUCCACUGCCUCCCCCAACAUCGCAAUCCCCGCCCCUGCCCCCACUCCUGCCCCCCCUGCCGCCAGCUACACUUCCUCAAGCACCCCCCACCUCUCCGCCCGGGCGCACCACUCCCCCACCCGGCCCUCAGCCACCCCCCACUCCCCUCCACACAACCCCCACUCCCCUCCUCGAACCUCGUCCUCCCCGGCCUCGGUCAGCGACACCCGAGGUCCACGCCCAGAACCGUCUCGGAAGAGCAUCCCAGAGCUGGAGCGGAAGCUGGCCCAUCGGAAGAGCAGCAAGUUCCCUGACGGCCCCCGAGAGGCAAAGCACCUGGCCUGGGAGAGGCUGGUGGGGGAGAUCGCCUUCCAGCUGGACCGCAGGAUCCUGUCCGGGAUCUUCCCCGAGCGCGUGAGGCUCUACGGCUUCACCGUCUCCAACAUCCCGGAGAAGAUCAUCCAGGCCUCCCUGAACCCCAGUGACCACAAACUGGAUGAGGAGCUGUGCCAGACACUCACACAGCGCUACGUCAGCAUCAUGAACCGCCUGCAGAGCCUGGGCUACAACGGACGGGUGCACCCUGCGCUGACCGAGCAGCUGGUGAACGCCUACGGCAUCCUGCGGGAGCGCCCCGAGCUGGCUGCAUCCGAGGGCGGCUCCUACACCGUGGAUUUCCUGCAGCGUGUGCUGGUGGAGACCGUGCACCCCAGCAUGCUGACCGACGCGAUGCUGCUGCUCUCCUGCCUCAGCCAGCUGGCACAUGACGAUGGCAAGCCCAUGUUCAUCUGGUGAUGCUGACACCCACAAGCCCCGACUCUCAGCCUGCCCCUCCGUGCACAGCCAUUAAAAUCCCCACAGGGGAUUAAAAUCCGGCCACAGGAGACUCCUGGGGGAUGUUGCCUCCUCUGGGUGACUUGCCAGUGCCCCUCCCCGGUGCCCCUUCAGUCCUGCCUGCCUGAGGCCCAGGCCCAUUCUGGGGCCCCUGGAGAGAGCCCCCAAACCAAAGCUCAGCAGCUGUCUGGCCAAGGCAAGGUGUGUCAAAGGCCCCAAGGCUCCCCUCGCCUGGCCUGGUGGUGGGAGCGCGGGCGCCCUGAGGCCUGGAGGGAGAAGAGCAGGAAGCGGGAAGGAGCCAACCUGGCAGGGAAGGGUCGUGGGUGUGCCAGCAGCACUGGUGACUGGUGCAGGGAGCAGAGGCCUGGGUACAGAGCAGAAGGCAGGGGUGGCAUCAAGAGAUGCAGGCAUAGGUCUUCUUCCCUCUACUCAGCAGGGACAGGAGGGUAGGGACAAAUGCUUCUGGACCCUCACUGAGGGCAGGGGGACACUGGAAGCCAGGAGAAAGUGGACCCACUCAGGCCCAGGGAGGUGGAGUCUCUUCCUAAGGCACCACUGGAAGGGACAGAGAGCCGCCAAGGGCUGACUCCCCCCACACUGCAGGGGCAGAGCCUGGGCAGGAGCGGCAAGCCUGGCCUGGGUGGGGGGGGCGGGAAGGGGCUAUGGAACUCUGGGAGGUAGCCUAGAGACUCAGACGAGGUCUGGCUUGUGGGUGGCAGAAAGCUAGGAGGUGCAGGCCAGUCGGGUCCCUGGGAGGA
Sus scrofa (pig) is the source of this 3396-nucleotide messenger RNA. The record is from RefSeq and is a predicted model, not a curated record. NCBI's taxonomy places the organism in Eukaryota, Metazoa, Chordata, Mammalia, Artiodactyla, Suidae.